ACGCUCCAGUAUCAAAUGGUUCUGGUCUAUGCCUUUAACGCUAUUACCAGGCGUUGUAAAAUAUCAGCUGUGCGCCCUACCAUAUCGAGACGUACAUUGUAUCCACGCUGUUUAGACAAGUCCGUGGACGUGGUUCUGCUACGUGACUUCCCUUCCUUAGGAAAGAAAGGUGAUAUCGUGAAAGCGCAGCGUGGAUUUGCUAACUAUUUCAUUAUACCACGCGGUAUAGGAUUGUAUGCUACCUGGGAAAAUAUAGAUACAUACGCCUCAGAUAGCAAUAGUCCUGCUUACUCGACACAUGUAUCUGGGAGUAAUAAGCCAGGAACGAAGUUCACGCCUACAUGCUCAAGAAAAGGAUUGUUCAGGCAUACAAUAGAGGUCAAAACUUUGUCUAAAGACAAAGAGGUGCUGUGCAGCCCAGUCUCAAUAUACCAAAUACUAGACCUAGUGUCUACAAAGGACCACUACGACUUUCUACCAUCGCAAAUAACCGCUAUAAUACGUGAAGUAGACGGUGUAUCAUACCCGGUUAGUGCAAAAUUGGCACUGACGGGUAAAUAUAACCUAAGUAUCCAGGUUGAUACCUUAUCGGGUGGUACUGAACAGUUUGAAAUCUGCGUAGAACUGCUUGACGCCAGCGAUUCAACGACUACAUCGACCCUGACAGAAUUCACUUUGGGGAAGUGAAAAGAGUAGACUACA
Messenger RNA from Babesia bovis T2Bo, 702 nucleotides. Its product is annotated as Ribosomal protein L9 N-terminal domain family protein. The record is from RefSeq and is a predicted model, not a curated record. Lineage: Eukaryota; Apicomplexa; Aconoidasida; Piroplasmida; Babesiidae. The coding region runs from base 16 to 687 and encodes 223 amino acids. The transcript is spliced from 3 exons.